GCAUACUACGUGCAAUGUGCAUCUAAUUGUAAUACACAACUGCUUUGCAAUGGACUUUGAUGAUAUUUUGAAGAAAAUCGGAGAGUUUGGCCCUUAUCAAAAGCGAACGUUAGCUUUGUUAAGCAUAACAUGGAUUAUUAUCAGCCCCGUUAUGAUAUAUUCUGUCUUCGGGGUCGCGACCCCAGACCACAGGUGUGGAAUUCCUGAUUUUGAUAAUGAUACCUAUAGAGUUCAAAACAGUCAACACCAGGAAUUAAUACAGAAAUAUAUUCCUAUUGGUCCAGAUGGUUUAUACGAUAAAUGUCACAUGUAUCGAUUCAACCAAUCGACACGUUCGGUUUUAAAUGACAGUGGAACUUUGGAAGAAUGUUCUUCUUGGGUAUUCGACAAAACUCUCUUUGAUGAAACGAUUGUCACAAAGAUGAAUCUUGUCUGUAAGGAGAAGUAUAAGGCUUCUCUAAGUAAAACGAUCUUUUUUGGAGGAGUUUUGGUAGGAUCGUUUUUGUUUGGACUGCUAUCGGAUGUGCUUGGACGACGAUUUGCUCUUUUAAUCGCACUUUUAAUAGUAUUCGCUUCAAAUAUGGCGAUGGCAUGGGCAGGUAACUUUGCAACCUUCGUCAUUUUGUAUAUGUGCGCUGGAGCUGGUGUCGUGGGAAUAUUUAUGACGUCUUAUGUUCUUGGUAUGGAAUGGGUUGGCUUUUCUAAGAGAAUAUUUGCUGGGUGUGUUGUUCCUUUGAUUGGGCCACUGGGAGAAAUGUAUCUUAUUCUAAUAUCGUAUCUAACACGUACCUGGCAUUGGAUGGCUAUUUUCAGCGCUAUUCCUUUUGGUUUAUACAUUAUACUCUGGUGGUUCAUUCCCGAAUCUCCACGAUGGUUGUGUGGAAAGAACAGGAAAAAAGACGCCGCCAUUCUGUUGAAGAAGGCAGCAGAAUGGAACCAUACAGAGUUUUCUCCAGAGAUUUUGGACAAUAUUGCCCCCAAGGAGAAGGAGGCAGGCAAAGUGUGGCUGUUGUUUUCUGACAGGAAGCUCGGACUAAGGACAGCUAUUAUCUUCUACAACUGGUUGGCGGUUUGCAUGGUAUUUUAUGGACUGGACCUGAAUACUGCUAUGCUCUAUGGGAACUUCUACAUAAAUUUUCUUAUAUUUGUGCUGUUGGAGUUUACUGGGAAUAUACUCCCUUUGUUCACCAUCAAUAGAUUUGGUAGAAAGAGAAGUUAUGUAUUCUACACUACUGUCGGUGGUCUGUCGUGCUUGAGUACAAUAUUAACAGUGAACUAUUUGGGAAAGGACCUACAGAUACUAACCACUGUUCUUGCUAUGAUUGGGAUGCUGUUCAACACAGCCGGAUUUGCCACGCUCUACAUUUUCUCAGCGGAGAUAUUUCCGACUGUUGUCCGUAACGUUGGGAUGGGAACCAGUUCUAGCUGGGCCCGUGUUGGCGCAAUGAUUUCUCCUUUCAUAGCAGAAACGCGUCACCUGGUUUAUGGAUCCACUGGAGUCGCUAUACCAUUGGUCAUCUUUGGCGGAGCUUGUCUUAUUGGUGCCGGACUUAGCUUAUUUGUCCCGGACACUCGAAAUAAAAUGAUGCCAGAAACCAUUGAAGAUGGGAAGAACUUCACUAUGAAAAUCGUACUGGGGAAGAAGAAAAACAUGCAAGACAAUGAGGAAAAUGCCACAACUAAUUUUUAACAAAUAAAAAUAAGCAGUUUUUUUAACAUUUACAAUCAUGUAAAUGAUUGCGUUCAAAUCCUGUAACAAUACAGUGGUAAGCAGAGGUACCGUUGAUUAUAUUUUCAAAGGGAAAAGACUUAAAUCUUUUCCAAUCAUCAAGUAACAGAAAAAGAAUCGAGAUAUCUGAAAAGCAGUUCUGCAAUUUCAUAUCAUUGUGAAUACAAUGUCCUUAUCCACUUCAGAAGCCUAAUAAAUUGAAGAAUAAUUAAACUGUGUCAUAAUAUAC
This is a messenger RNA of Saccostrea echinata, 1958 nucleotides long. Its product is annotated as organic cation transporter protein-like. Gene Ontology annotation, biological process: transmembrane transport. The record is from RefSeq and is a predicted model, not a curated record. NCBI's taxonomy places the organism in Eukaryota, Metazoa, Mollusca, Bivalvia, Ostreida, Ostreidae. Gene Ontology annotation, cellular component: membrane. The transcript is spliced from 10 exons. The coding region runs from base 50 to 1690 and encodes 546 amino acids. Gene Ontology annotation, molecular function: transmembrane transporter activity.